Talpa occidentalis (Iberian mole) is the source of this 3813-nucleotide messenger RNA. RefSeq names its product eukaryotic translation initiation factor 3 subunit B (gene EIF3B). Gene Ontology annotation, cellular component: eukaryotic translation initiation factor 3 complex. The coding region runs from base 16 to 2379 and encodes 787 amino acids. The transcript is spliced from 19 exons. The record is from RefSeq and is a predicted model, not a curated record. Gene Ontology annotation, molecular function: translation initiation factor binding; RNA binding; translation initiation factor activity. Gene Ontology annotation, biological process: translational initiation. Lineage: Eukaryota; Metazoa; Chordata; Mammalia; Eulipotyphla; Talpidae.
GGCAGCGGCGGGCCCAUGCAGGACGCGGAGAACGUGGCGGGGCCCGAGGCGGCCGAGGAUCCGGCCGAGCCCGAGCAGCAGCCGGCUGCCGAGCCGCCGCUAGGGGAGGAGCCCCUGCGGCCGCCGGGGCCCGGCGCGGAGGAGGCGGUGGGCGGCGAGGACGCGGCGGAGGCCGAUCCCCGGCCCGACGUCCCGGUGGACGGGCCGACGGCCGAGGGCGAGGAGAGCGCGGCGGGUGCGGACGACCGUCCCGCGUCCCCUCCGUCUGAGGAACCCACCGCCGUCGCCUCGGCCGCGGAGGACGCCCCGGGGGAGCAGGCCCGGGACGCGGCGGCCGAGGCCCGUUCCGAGGGGGCGGGCGGGGAAGACGGCGACGCGGAGGAGCCUUCCUUCAGCGACCCCGAGGACUUCGUGGACGACGUGAGCGAGGAAGAAUUAUUGGGAGAUGUACUGAAAGAUCGGCCACAGGAAGCAGAUGGAAUCGAUUCAGUGAUCGUGGUGGACAAUGUUCCUCAAGUGGGACCUGAUCGAUUGGAGAAACUAAAAAAUGUCAUUCAUAAAAUAUUUUCCAAGUUUGGGAAAAUCAUUAAUGAUUUUUAUCCAGAGGAAGACGGGAAGACAAAAGGGUACAUCUUCCUGGAAUAUGCGUCUCCCGCGCAUGCCUUGGAUGCAGUGAAGAAUGCUGAUGGUUACAAGCUUGACAAGCAGCACACAUUCCGGGUCAACCUUUUCACUGACUUUGACAAGUAUAUGACUAUCAGUGAUGAGUGGGAUAUUCCUGAGAAACAGCCUUUCAAAGAUUUGGGAAACUUGCGUUACUGGCUUGAAGAGGCAGAAUGCAGAGAUCAGUACAGUGUGAUCUUUGAGAGCGGGGACCGCACGUCCAUAUUCUGGAAUGAUGUGAAAGACCCUGUUUCAAUUGAAGAGAGAGCGAGAUGGACAGAGACAUAUGUGCGUUGGUCGCCUAAGGGUACCUACCUGGCUACUUUUCAUCAACGAGGCAUUGCUCUUUGGGGAGGAGAGAAAUUCAAACAAAUUCAGAGAUUCAGCCACCAAGGGGUUCAGCUUAUUGACUUCUCACCUUGUGAAAGAUAUCUGGUGACUUUUAGCCCUCUGAUGGACACACAGGAUGACCCGCAGGCCAUCAUCAUCUGGGACAUUCUGACCGGACAGAAGAAGAGAGGUUUUCACUGUGAAAGCUCAGCCCAUUGGCCUAUUUUUAAGUGGAGUCAUGAUGGCAAAUUCUUCGCCAGAAUGACAAUGGACACACUCAGUAUCUAUGAAACUCCGUCUAUGGGUCUUUUGGACAAGAAGAGCUUGAAGAUAUCUGGCAUAAAAGACUUCUCUUGGUCUCCUGGUGGAAACAUAAUAGCCUUUUGGGUGCCUGAAGACAAAGAUAUUCCAGCCAGGGUAACCCUGAUGCAGCUUCCCACGAGACAAGAGAUCAGAGUUAGGAAUCUUUUUAAUGUUGUGGAUUGCAAACUACAUUGGCAAAAAAAUGGAGAUUACUUGUGUGUUAAAGUAGAUAGGACGCCAAAAGGUACCCAGGGUGUUGUCACAAAUUUUGAAAUUUUCCGAAUGAGGGAAAAACAGGUACCUGUCGAUGUUGUCGAAAUGAAAGAAACCAUCAUAGCUUUUGCUUGGGAACCAAAUGGGAGUAAGUUUGCUGUUCUGCACGGGGAGGCCCCUCGGAUAUCAGUUUCUUUCUACCACGUGAAAAACAACGGGAAGAUUGAGCUCAUCAAAAUGUUUGAUAAACAGCAGGCAAACACCAUCUUUUGGAGUCCCCAGGGGCAGUUUGUGGUGUUGGCUGGUCUAAGGAGCAUGAACGGUGCCUUGGCAUUUGUGGACACGUCAGACUGUACAGUCAUGAACAUUGCAGAACACUACAUGGCCUCUGAUGUUGAAUGGGAUCCUACUGGGCGCUAUGUUGUCACCUCUGUGUCCUGGUGGAGCCAUAAGGUGGACAAUGCUUACUGGUUGUGGACUUUCCAAGGACGCCUUCUGCAAAAGAAUAACAAGGAUCGCUUUUGCCAGCUGCUGUGGAGACCUCGGCCCCCAACACUCCUGAGCCAGGAUCAGAUAAAGCAAAUUAAAAAAGAUCUGAAGAAAUACUCCAAGAUCUUUGAGCAGAAGGAUCGUUUGAGCCAAUCCAAAGCCUCAAAGGAAUUGGUUGAGAGAAGACGAACCAUGAUGGAAGAUUUCCGAAAAUACCGGAAAAUGGCCCAAGAACUCUAUAUGGAGCAGAAAAACGAACGUCUGGAGUUGCGAGGAGGUGUGGACACGGAUGAGCUGGACAGCAACGUCGAUGACUGGGAGGAGGAGACCAUUGAGUUUUUUGUCACUGAAGAAAUCAUUCCUCUUGGGAAUCAGGAGUGAUCCGAGAGCACUGUGCGUUGCUGAAUCGUGUGCCAGAACCAAGGUCAUCCUUUUGCAGAAAGCCUGCACGACUCUGAAUUUACCUGUGCGCUCUUGCUCUGGACUGUGACCACUCCUGAGAUUCUCCAUCUCCACACACUGCUGUGCCUUUUGACCCCUGGUAUCUACAGUGGGGGUGGUGUUAAGGCACUGCUUUAAAACUUUUCUUGUUUGAGUUUUUUAAUUCAGCACCACCAGUAUUAGACUUCUUUGUGCAGUGCUGCGGUGGGCACCUUUCCCUGCUGCUAUUGGUGGGAUUCUGAGGUGCACCAUCAGGGGGAGUGGCUUCUCUUUGCGGACUCACUGUUCCUUGGGCAGGGGCGAGUGUAGGAGUGUCCCAAACACCAGAGGGGAGCAGGCGCCACUCAGAGGGCUGUGUGCCCCACCAUUCAGGUUGUGGCAGGUUCUCUCAACAGGCUGAACGUGGAAAUAAAGCAAACCUGUAUGAAAAAGCUGUCUUUCUCCUCUCUUUAAACAUAGAUAGUGGCCUUGAAUUUGGUGCCUCUUGCCUCCUCCCCUGGCAGCACUCCUGGGCACCCAACAUUCACCUGCCUUAGGCACACAUGACAAGGAGGGAACAUACAGCCUCCUGGUUUUCUGCGUUUUCAGCUGAGCUUUCUAAAGUGACGUGUUCGUCCAGGAGGCCCAGGAAACAACUGAGCAGUCUUUCUGUUUGUUUUCUGUGCUUGUCAUUUUUCUGGAUGAGAAAAAAAUCCUUUAGACUUUUCCUUGGAGUUCUGCAAGUGUGAAGACUUACACUGAGAUUUGUUUUAGCCAGUUGGUCCUCUUUCCAUAUUUACUACUUUUCCCCCACUGAGAAGGGAGUGAAAUCCAUGUGAUACCAAUCCAAUUUUGUCUGCCAGGUCUAGAUGACCGUUGGUGCCUUGUGAAGUUGGAGUUUCUUUCUCCUCUUUUACCUGCUGGGACCUGAAGCUUAGUUUAAAAAAACAGCAAAGCGCAGAACAACCACACUUUGAAAUCAGACAUCCACAAACCUAGAGACAUCUCAGAAUCGGAGGCUGACUGCCCUUGCUACGAGGCAGCGGUGCUGUGUGAUCCUCGGCUGUGUGGUCGCGUGGCCAGCCUGGGAGUUGGCCUCAAGGUGGUCCCCUGGGUGAGAGGGCGGUGUUCAGCCUUGGCCCGUCCUGUCUGCUUUCUCUGCAGUUCCAUCAUUGUUGCAUCUUGUCACGUAAGUGUCUUCAUGCCUUCUGUGCACGUAUUUACAGUAAUUCGUUUCUGUUUUUUAAACCUCAACGUGCCACAAUCUAGGAUUUUUUUUUUUCCAUUUCAUGCCAGUAAGAAGAAAUAAGGUGCACCAUUCUAAAUAUUUAACAGCUUUCAGAAAAUUAACUUUUCACUGUUUUAAACUUGCUAGUUGUAAUUGUUUUACACAAU